UUUCUUUUUUUUCUCUGUUGCGGGUGCCGAAGAAGAAACUGAUGCGGAAAAGCGACAAUUUUUCUUAAGUUCUCUUUUUUUCUGUGUUUUCCUAUUGAAUUCGUUGUCGUUGGUUACAUUUGGUUACAUCGGUGGGUAAAAGGGGGUACCAAUUCACCAAUUGACGGUUCGUCGGGUAAUCUCCAACAUCAUCAAUUCACCAAGUGAGGGGCAGAGUGGCCAAGAAGUUUAUUUACACUGAGAUUGAGUUUGAGCGUGUGCCAAUAAAAAUUUUGCGAUAAAAUUUUAUUGAACCGAAAAAAAGAAAAAAAAAAACAAUUUUUUUUUGCUACUGCUGUUGGGAAAAAUGGCGGAACGUCAAAAUAAUUUGUCAGGUGCCCGACCUCGUAACCCACCAGGUGAACUGAGUCUGAACAGUCUCCACUUACGGGAACAGCCCCAAAGAAAAAAACAGCUUACACUAAGUCUGGCCGAUGGACCUGUUGUGCCAGCACCAUUGCCAGACAAGACCCGCGAACGAAUUAAGAUCCAAGCCUCUGGCAAUCUACAAUUUGGUCAACAUGUCUAUCAAUUCACUUCAGAUGACAUGGAAGAUUUGGGCGAAAUUGGUCGUGGUGCAUUUGGUGCUGUUAAUAAAAUGAUCUUUAAGAAAACCGAUUUUGUGAUGGCUGUAAAGCGUAUACGUUCCACAGUUGACGAAAAGGAACAAAAACAACUUCUCAUGGAUUUGGAAGUUGUAAUGAAAUCAAAUGAAUGUCCAUUUAUUGUGCAAUUUUUUGGGGCACUCUUCAAAGAAGGCGAUUGUUGGAUAUGCAUGGAACUAAUGGAUACAUCUUUGGAUAAAUUUUAUAAAUAUAUUUAUGAAAGGAAGUGCCAACGAAUUCCCGAAUCAAUUUUGGCCAAAAUAACUGUUGCAACUGUGAAUGCAUUAAAUUAUCUUAAAGAAAAAUUGAAAAUAAUCCACAGAGAUGUUAAGCCGAGUAAUAUUCUAUUGCAUAAAAGAGGUGAUAUAAAGUUGUGUGACUUUGGCAUCUCUGGGCAGCUAGUCGAUUCAAUAGCCAAGACAAAGGAUGCUGGUUGUCGGCCUUAUAUGGCGCCCGAGAGGAUUGAUCCCGAAAGAGCGAAGGGUUAUGAUGUCCGAAGUGACGUUUGGUCAUUGGGUAUCACAUUGAUGGAAGUUGCAACUGGAAACUUCCCAUACAAAAAAUGGGAUUCAGUCUUUGAGCAGUUAUGCCAGGUUGUCCAAGGUGAUGCGCCUCAAUUACAACCAUCUUUCAAUGGAAUGGAAUUCUCUGUUGAAUUUGUCGACUUUGUAAAUACGUGCUUAAUUAAAAAUGAAAGUGAACGCCCCAAAUAUAGCCGUCUAUUACAAAUGCCAUUUAUUCAACGGGGUGAACGUAGUCAUACCGAUGUUGCGGCUUAUGUAACCGAUAUACUUGAAUCAAUGGAACAAGAUGGAAUCACCGAAUUCACAACAAAUCAACAGGCUGAAAGUUAAUAUGAUCUGGAAUGGGUGUAGGUUUUUUUUUGUUUUUUUUUUCUCUUGUCAUCUUGUUAGUGUUCAAUAUAAAAUUGAAAAAUACACAAACUAAGAAAUACUAAAAAAAAACACACAACAACUUACAAAAUAAAUAAACACCAGUUUGACUUUGGUGCCAUUGACCACGCAACAACAACAAAAACAACACGGUUCGGCAAUGGGGAGGGGGAAGAAUCUUUAUUUUAGGUUUUUUUUUUUGUUUUUAAGUUUUGUUUUAAAUUAAGUAAAAAAAAAAUAUAUAAAAGUUAUAAGUUAAAACUUUGUCACAAAAUAUUUACUAUCCCUAAUCAAUCAUUUUGAUUUUGUUUUUGUUUUAAGAAGUAGGUAUGUAUAAAUUGGUGUUAGAACUUAAUAGACAAGGAGGUGCAUUUAAAAAAAUAAGAAAAAUUAAUAAUAGUGCAGGCACUGGAGGAUAUUUCAAAUAUCAUCUGGGACUUUAGUUUUCGAAUCGACGGAAAACUUGACAAAGCAUUUUCUUAUAACAAUAAAUUAAAAAAAAAAAACAUUUGUAUCAGUCUAGUUAAGAGGACAUUUUCUAUGGUUUUAUUUAAAUUUUACGAACAAAAAAAUAUAACUUAUCAAAUACAAUAGUCUGAAACCCUCUUAACUCUACUCACGUCACAUCACAUUCUAGCUUAGUUUUCGACUUGUAGCUGUCGUUUAACUAUACUUUCGUCAGUAAUGAAGUUGAUGCUAUCCUUAGUUUUAAUCAGUUGCUAUCAACUCUUUUUUUUGUCUAUAAGACAAAUCUUCAUGACGCACUUAUAGUGGCUUAUUGGAAUUUUGGGUCUUUCAAAAAACUCUUGUUUUCGAUCGAAAAACCUCGUGUUUCUAUCAUAUUCAGGUUUUUCUGCUUCUUUUAGAGAGAGCUUAUUCGCUUCAAAGCUUUGUUUGGCCUAUAAAAAAGAAACAUGCUAAAGAAUUCGUAUUUAAGGAGUUCAAAAACUGGUAGGUCAAAAUAUUUUAAAACUUAACCCUAUCCCAAAGUAAAAGGGAGAGUAAGAUUUGAGCACUGCC
Episyrphus balteatus (marmalade hoverfly) is the source of this 2557-nucleotide messenger RNA. RefSeq names its product dual specificity mitogen-activated protein kinase kinase 4 (gene Mkk4). The coding region runs from base 347 to 1498 and encodes 383 amino acids. Gene Ontology annotation, molecular function: JUN kinase kinase activity; ATP binding. The record is from RefSeq and is a predicted model, not a curated record. Gene Ontology annotation, biological process: MAPK cascade; protein phosphorylation. The transcript is spliced from 5 exons. Lineage: Eukaryota; Metazoa; Arthropoda; Insecta; Diptera; Syrphidae.